Hyaena hyaena (striped hyena) is the source of this 2865-nucleotide messenger RNA. RefSeq names its product interleukin 21 receptor (gene IL21R). The coding region runs from base 585 to 2183 and encodes 532 amino acids. The record is from RefSeq and is a predicted model, not a curated record. The transcript has 9 exons. Gene Ontology annotation, cellular component: membrane; external side of plasma membrane. Lineage: Eukaryota; Metazoa; Chordata; Mammalia; Carnivora; Hyaenidae. Gene Ontology annotation, biological process: immunoglobulin mediated immune response; cytokine-mediated signaling pathway. Gene Ontology annotation, molecular function: cytokine receptor activity; protein binding.
GCGCACGCGGCGGGGCAGGCUAGCAGCCAAGCUCUGACAGACCAGUGGGCCUCUGCCAAGUGACCCGUGGGCUCCGGGGCCGACUGUUUGCUCCUCCCUGACUGUGACUGACAGUACACGGCUGUCUGUCUGUCUGCCUGCCUGCCUGUCUGUCUCUCUCUGGGUCUGCCUGGCGGGCCACCUGCCUGUCUGCCUGACUUCCCCUGUCUGUCCGUCUGCCUGUCUGGCCAGCCCUGGCCUGCGGUGUGUGGCUCCCCGGUGCAGCCCAUCUCUGCCCUCUGUCUGUGCGUGGCCUCCCUGGGAUGUGACCGACCGCUGCCUGCGACCCCAGCUGGCGCCCGCUGUGUGGCCCGCCGGCCCGAGCCCCGGCCAUCCGUCCCGGUGACAGGUGGCACGCUUGUCUGGCUGUGACUCAGGGCAGGCUGCGGAUCCCCAACCCCGAGACCGGCCUGCGCCCUCUGACUCUGGUCCCCCAGCCCCACACCGAGGCGGGCUCCCAGCCCGGAGAGCCCACCGGUCGGUCCCCGACACACAGAAUGGAUUCCUGAGGGAGAAGCUGCGACGGCAGGACCCCGAGAGGCAGCAUGCCGCGGGGCGGGGCGGCCCCUCUGCUCUUGCUGGUGCUCCAGGGUGCCUGGGGUUGCCUGGACCUCGUCUGCUACACUGAUUACUUCCAGACAGUCACCUGCACCCUGGAGACAUGGACCCUGCACCCGGGCACGCUUACCCUCACCUGGCAAGACCUAUACGGAGAACUUGUGGACGAGGUCACCUCCUGCAGCCUCCGCCGGUCCACGCACAAUGCCACGCACACAGAGUACACGUGCCACAUGGACGUGUUCCACUUCAUGGCCGACGACAUUUUCAGCGUCAACAUGACAGAUCAAUCUGGCAAUUACUCCCAGGAGUGUGGCAGCUUUGUCCUGGCUAAGAGCAUCAAGCCGUCCCCCCCUUUCAACGUGACCGUGACCUUCUCGGAACAUUACAACAUCUCCUGGGACUCCAAUCAUGACUCCUACCCGCUGAAGGGCAAGCUGCAACAUGAACUGCGGUACAGGAAGCAGGGAGACCCCUGGGCUCUGAGUCCGCAGAGAAAGCUGAUAUCGGUGGACUCCAGAAGCGUCUCCCUCCUUCCCCUGGAGUUCCGCCGUGACACGGACUAUGAGUUCCAGGUGCGAUCAGGGCCGCAGCCUGGCUCUUCCUUCCAGGGGACCUGGAGCGAGUGGAGUGACCCAGUCACCUUUCACACCCCGCCGGAAGAGCUAAAGGGAGGCGGCCACAUUCACCUGCUGUAUAUCUUCCUGGUCAUCAUAGUCAUAGUCUUCCUAGGGCUGAAGAUUGACCUGCCUUGGAGGCUGUGUAAGGAGUGGGUGCAGGUGCCCAGCCCGGAGCAGUUCUUCCAGCCCCUCUACAUGAGUCACAGUGGAGACUUCAAGAAAUGGGUGGCCACACCCUUCUCUGCGUCCAGCCUGGAGCUGGUCCGCUGGAGCCCAGAGGCGCUUUCGUCCUUGGAGAUGCACGCCUGCUGCCCGCCGCGCGGGGCCUGCAAGGGGCCGGAGCCCACAGAGCUGCUGGAGGCGGACGGGCUGCCUGAGACGGGCUUCUGGGGCCCAGUCGGCUGCGUGGCCAGCGGCCUUGGCGGCUCAGCCUUCAGCCAGGAGAGGGACCGACCCUACGGCCUCGUGUCCAUUGACACGGUAACCGUGGCGGACACCGAGGGGCCGUGCGCCUGGUCCUGCACCUGCGGAGAUGAUGGCUACCCAGCCCUGAACUUGGACGCCAGUCUAGAGGCCGGCUCGAGCACUGAGGACCCGCUCUUGGACACGGGGACCACGGUCCUCUCCUGCGGCUGCGUCUCAACUGGUGGCCUUGCCGGGCCGGGAGGCCCUCUGGGCAGCCUCCUUGACAGGUUAAAGCUGCCCCUCACGGAGGAGGUGGGGUGGACCCCGGGGCCGCGCUGGAGCGGCGGGCCACCCCGCGGGGUGUCUGACAGUGAGGCAGGCUCGCCCCCGGCCGGCCUGGACAUGGACACUUUCGACAGUGGCUUUGCGGGCUCUGACUGUGGGAGCCCCGUGGAGUGUGACUUCGCCAGCCCCAGGGACGAAGGGCCCCCCAGGAGCUACCUCCGCCAGUGGGUGGUCGUGACCCCUCCGCCUGAGGGAGCGGGGACCCAGGCCAGCUAGUGGGGCUGAGUGGCCGUUUAGAGCCACUCGGCCCUGAGCCAGAGCUGCGGUCACCUGGGCCGGAGGGCAGAGGGGCCUGCGACCUCUGGUCCCCCCGAUGGGGCCCCGAGCCUGCUGUUCACAGCGCGCGUGUGUGACCCAGGCGCGCGCUGGUGUGUCCCUGCGUGAGCAGCACACAUGCCAGUGGACAUGGUGCAUGGCCGUGGUGAAGCCACAGGCCCAAGGCCAUGUACGUCUGUGCCUACGUGAGGUCCCCAUGUGCACAGAUGUGUCUGUGGCCGUGUGCUCAGGAUGACAGCCUCCCUCCUGGCCUGACACGUGGGGAGGUCCCGGGUCAUGUGCUCACUGCCCUGCCCACGAUGGCUGCAUCCCAGCCCUCCAGGUCCCGCCACCAGGAGCCGCAAGAAGUCUGUACUGUUCCCUUUCACUUUCCAGGGGGAGGGGAAGAAGAUGGAGUGAGCCCACUGUGACCCUGCAUGUGGGAAGGUUUCUGGGGGAGGGGGUGCUGUGGACUGAGGUCUGCUUCCCAACUGUGAUAGCUCUGGUCUGUGCCGGCUUGGGCCAGCCGAGUCCCCUCUCUGGGCUAGACUUUCCUGUCUGGACAAGGUAUGGGGGGCAUGGCCCACCAUGGGGAGAGUACGAGUGCGACAGGCCAGACCCUCAAUAAACUCAGCUUCCUUCC